UUCCCUCCUGGACCACUUAUAAAACCCAGGCAGAGGUAAUGCAGCAAGGACAGAGAGGGUCCCACCAGGUCACCACCCUGAUCACCUCAGCACUUAUCAGCAAUCAUAACUGCUCGUCUUCUUUUGAAGAUGACACUCACUCUGGUAUUCAUCCUGUGUGCCAUCCAUGUGGUCUGCUGCUAUCCUACUGCCUUCCAGGACCUGGGGGAAAGUAGCCGUAGAAAACAGAACCUCCAUUAAGUUCCUGGCCAUUGGUGACUGGGGUGGCUUGCCCUAUCCACCUUACAUCACCGCCGUGCAGAAGGCUACAGCUCAGGAAAUGAGCAAAGUAGCAGAGCAGAUGGGAGCGGACUUUGUUCUGGCGCUUGGUGACAACUUCUACUACAAAGGUGUGAACAGUGUAGAUUCUCCUCGCUUCAAGGACACAUUUGAGUCUGUAUACACAGCAAAGUCUCUGAAAAUUCCCUGGUAUGUGGUCGCUGGGAAUCAUGACCACGCAGGAAAUGUCAAAGCCCAGAUCGACUACAGCCAGCGAUCUGACAGAUGGAAAUUCCCUGCUUACUAUUAUGAGCUGAACUUCCACAUCCCCAACACUCAGAAGAUCCUGACCAUCAUCAUGCUCGACACUGUGCUGUUGUGCGGUAACUCUGAUGACUUCUUGGACGGGCAGCCUAAAGGGCCCCUGCUCACAGCGGAGGCCAAUCGUCAGCUGGUCUGGCUGCAGGACAGGAUGGCUCGGUCUAGAGCCGACUUCUUAUUGGUGGCAGGUCACUAUCCUGUGUGGUCUGUGUCCGAACAUGGGCCCACCCAGUGUCUUCUUCAGAAGCUUCAUCCCCUGCUGAAUAAAUACAAAGCCACUGCCUACCUCUGUGGCCAUGAUCACAAUCUGCAGUACAUUGAGGAGUCUGGUGUGGGCUACGUGGUGAGUGGUGCCGGAAACUUCCUGGAUCCGGAUGUCCGUCACUGGAAACAGGUUCCUGAAGGUUCUGUGAAGUUCUUCACAGGUCAGGCCUCAACGCUCGGAGGCUUCAUCCAUGCAGAAGUCACAAAGAACAAGAUGAUUGUGACUUUCUAUCAGGCUAAAGGCACUUCCCUCUAUCGCACUGUCCUCUCACAACGGAACAUGGAGGAAUGAACUAAUCACAGGAAUAGUGAUGUGAUCAAAUGCAUUCCGUUUUAAUCUGCAGUGUAGUUUGAGGAAAAAAAAACUGUUCUGUGUUUUAACUGUGGCAUUAACAUUUCAUAUGUUUUAAAGAGAAUCAAUUAGUUUUACAUCUACGUGCUUCGUAUGAGAAUAAAUGUUUGUACAGAAUGUCUUG
Sphaeramia orbicularis (orbiculate cardinalfish) is the source of this 1319-nucleotide messenger RNA. RefSeq names its product acid phosphatase 5a, tartrate resistant (gene acp5a). Lineage: Eukaryota; Metazoa; Chordata; Actinopteri; Kurtiformes; Apogonidae. Gene Ontology annotation, molecular function: acid phosphatase activity. Gene Ontology annotation, biological process: bone resorption. The coding region runs from base 167 to 1135 and encodes 322 amino acids. The transcript has 6 exons. The record is from RefSeq and is a predicted model, not a curated record.